Messenger RNA from Periophthalmus magnuspinnatus, 1529 nucleotides. It is a transcript of the gene clec11a, whose product is annotated as C-type lectin domain containing 11A. Lineage: Eukaryota; Metazoa; Chordata; Actinopteri; Gobiiformes; Gobiidae. The record is from RefSeq and is a predicted model, not a curated record. The coding region runs from base 305 to 1120 and encodes 271 amino acids. The transcript has 5 exons.
UUCACAUGAAGCCUGCCAUUCAUUCACACCACGCUUUACAGGACACAUGACUGGCCCUAGUAAAACUCUCCAAGCGUGGCUUUGUGGGAGGCGGAAUCAACAUCCCAAACACAUGCGCAAAUGACGGGGUUUCCUGCCAGGUGAAGCAGGAAUGAGAAGAUGUAGAGAAAGUUUGGCGAGUUUGGGUCACCGCUGAGUGCUGGUGUAGGGGAGUGGACGAAAGAGGACCGCGCAGAGAGAGGGGCAGAGGAGAAGUCUGGACCGAGCAGCGCUGAGACAGAGUGCGGAAGGACACUGAGGCAAAAUGGGACCAGCUGUGCGCUCGCUGGCUCUGCUCGCGCUCGGAACCCUGUGCGCACUGGGAGGUUGUUUACCACAAGGGACGUCCGAAGGAGCGCCAACCCAGGCACCGGGGUUGAAAGUGAAAAGGGCCAGAGGAGACAACCCAGACAUCCUCCCAGAACCUGAGCCAACCAACCCCACUUCAGACUUUGAAAAUUCAUACAACUACGUCUUGUCCAGACUUGCUGGUUUGGACCAGUCAAUCCACAAGCUCAAUGUAGGACAAUACACACUGGACGUCAAAGUCAGCCAGCUGAUUGACCGCCUCAACAGGAUGGAUGCUAAAGUAGUCGAGCUGGAAGACAAUAUUAGAGAAGUACAUCAACACAGCAAAGACAACCGCAAAGAACUUGGGAGACUUGAAGGUUGUCAGAAGGGCCGUCGUGUGGGCUACAAGUGCUACCUGGUCUACAACAGUAAGGAGGACUAUGCUGGAGCCUCCAGGAAGUGCCUUGAACGGGGCGGGCGGAUGGCCAUGCCCCGAGAUCGGAGGGAGCAGGAGGCUCUAGCCGACUAUGUCAAGUCAUUCUUCCACCCCGGAAACUGGCCCGUGUGGUUGGGCAUCAACGACCUGCGCUCAGAGGGGACGUACGUGUUUGAUGAUGGGACCGCAGUGUCUUAUUUCCAGUGGCGCAGGCACUUCCUGUCCAGCCAGCCUGACGGAGGCAAGAGAGAGAACUGUGUGGCCAUAUCCUCGGACGAUGGAGACUGGUGGGACCACUACUGUGACCGCACCAUGAACUACCUGUGUGAGUUUGAUGACAGGGUUGGACUCUGAAAUGGCAUCUUCAUAGAUUUCUGGAGGAUUAUAUAAGAGUCUGUAAAGUUAUCUAUCCUCACACAUCCAAUCUGUUAAAGACAAACAGAAGAAUAUAGUGCUAAAUAAGAUAAUUGUUUUUUUUUUUUUUUUUUUUUUUUAUAGAUAUCGCUGUAUACGUACAUAAAAUCAACACUGUUAUGUAAUGUUUUAGAUGGAUUCUGACCUAUCUGACAUUUGUAGCUUUACAGUAACAAAACAUUAGAUCAAAAAAAGUUUUACCAGUUUUAAAUGUUCGUUAACAGUAAACACUGCUGACCACACUGAAAAAGACCCAUUGAUCAAUAUAAUUUAUUUUUAUAAACAAAAAUACUUAUAAUUGAAAUGUUUCUUAUAUGUAUGAUAUUUAAAAUGUUUAUUACAGUUUAUA